Molecule: messenger RNA, 1258 nt
Organism: Phytophthora nicotianae INRA-310
Lineage: Eukaryota; Oomycota; Peronosporomycetes; Peronosporales; Peronosporaceae
Exons: 6
Coding region: 292-921 (209 amino acids)
Source: RefSeq, a predicted model, not a curated record
CACAAACCCAAGUUGGUGAAACGUCACUUCAAUGUUGCCAUCGUUACCAGCCGAAGUAAAAAAAAAUCUUGUAGGUACUUUAAAAGGAUGGGAUAGCAAAUUCACCCGCUCAAUGCACGUUGGCAGCCAUCGAUUAACACGAAACACCAGCUCCACUGGGUAUUGCAGAGCUUCACCGAUUCCCAGGUAGCUACUGCCACAUUGUUUAUCCGACCGCACCAGAUUCGUCGCUGGAACAGAGCAACGCUCACCGAGAAACGUCUUCUGGCAGUUUGACAAUUGCAGAGUGAGAUGGCAACGCUGAGUGACGAGGAGCAGGAGUUGAUCCAGCAGGACCGUGAGGCCAACCCGGGCUGCUUCUACUCGACGGCACUGUCGCAAUCAUGCAGGUCCAUUAACGGCGACAGUAAGUGCGAGAUCAUUAAGAAAAUCUUCCGCCAGUGCCCCAACGCACGCAAGGAGCUCAUCUCGAACCGCAAGGAGAUCACGGAAGAUGAACACGGGGGCGAGGCCACGGCUGGAGACUUUUUCAACAGGGAGAGGAUGGACCCACGCAAAGGAGGCGAACAGGAGUUUGGCACGUUUUUCCAGCGACGAGGUGACGAUUUUGAAGCACAAAUGAGCCCGUUCGACUUUUUAAGACAAGAAAUGCUGCGUCCUUUUGAAGAAUUCUUUGGUGGCGGCUUGUGGAGAGGCGACUCGAACCCGUUUGAAGGUCUAGAGAGAGAAUUUGAGCGGAUGCCGGUGCGCCCGCCGUCCCCAACGCCACAUCGACCAUCGCGACAGACGCCGCCGAACCCGCCACACUACUCAUUCCAGCCCUCACAAGGCAACGGAUCUAAUGAAGCCGAUGCAAAAGCACGCGCACAGGGCAAGAGGGACAUGUUCGCAGACUACUCGGGACGCGUGGAAGAAAUAUAGGAAUUGCUUAGUAGGCAGCAUUUUGGUCUGAUUACGAUGGGGCAGGUUAGCAUCUAAGGGACUAUACUCUUUGUUGAAUACACUGCCGUAUUGUGAGCAGCAGGAAGAGUUGAACAUCACCACGAUAACGUGAUAUACAGUUAUUAGUGUCCUUCUAGUCUUCUUCAUGUGGGGGGCGAACUCUGCAUAGGAGGAUCUGCAGUCCAGUACAGACGAAGGACAGACCGGCUUGUAGGCGAAGACUGUACAAUUGAAUUCGUGGUUUGCUGAAGACUGGUUCAUUGGUAUUGCCGCUUGCAGCGAUAAUUUGCAGACGCAGAUUUGCAAUGAAACUGGG